Conger conger (European conger) is the source of this 1729-nucleotide messenger RNA. Its product is annotated as cell surface glycoprotein 1-like. The transcript is spliced from 3 exons. Bases 35 to 1729 code for a protein of 564 amino acids. The record is from RefSeq and is a predicted model, not a curated record. NCBI's taxonomy places the organism in Eukaryota, Metazoa, Chordata, Actinopteri, Anguilliformes, Congridae.
CAGAGUGUGGUGCAGUGAUUGUGGGACCGAAGCCAUGAUCAGAGUCCAGCUGCUGUUUCUGGUGGCCCUGGCAGGACACCUCCACCCCAUCUCGCACGCAAGGACACUUGUUGGAGUCGGACAAAUCACAGCGGAGGCUGAAAAUGUGGAGCCCCCUGUAGUCCCCGAUGUACCUGACACUGUCAAAGAGGGAGCUGCUGCUGCCCCCACCCAGGACCAAGUUCCUCCAGCAGACCCUGCUGCUCCAGAGAUAGAACCUGUUCCUGAGGAGGUCCCAGCUGCUCCAGAGGUAGAACCUGUUCCUGAAGAGGUCCCAGCUGCUCCAGAUGUAGAACCUGCUCCUGAAGAGGUCCCAGCUGCUCCAGAGGUAGAACCUGUUCCUGAAGAGGUCCCAGCUGCUCCAGAUGUAGAACCUGCUCCUGAAGAGGUCCCAGCUGCUCCAGAGGUAGACCCUGCUCCUGAAGAGGUCCCAGCUGCUCCAGAGGUAGAACCUGUUCCUGAAGAGGUCCCAGCUGCUGCUCCAGAGGUAGAACCUGUUCCUGAAGAGGUCCCAGCUGCUGCUCCAGAGGUAGAACCUGUUCCUGAAGAGGUCCCCGCUGCUGCUCCAGAGGUAGAACCUGUUCCUGAGGAGGUCCCAGCUGCUCCAGAGGUCCAGCCUGUUCCUGAAGAGGUCCCGGAUGCUGCUGCUCCAGAGGUAGAACCUGUUCCGGCAGAGGGCCCAGCUGCUCCAGAGGUAGAGCCUGUUCCGGAAGAGGUCCCAGCUGCUCCAGAGGUAGAGCCUGUUCCUGAAGGUGCUCCGGAGGUAGAAACUGUUCCUGAAGGGGCUCCAGCUGCUCCAGAGGUAGAACCUGUUCCUGAAGGUGCUCCAGAGGUAGAACCUCUUCCUGAAGAGGUCCCAGCUGCUCCAGAGGUAGGAUCUGUUCCUGAAGGUGCUCCGGAGGUAGAGCCUGUUCCUGAAGAGGUCCCAGCUGCUCCAGAGGUAGAACCUGUUCCUGAAGAGGUCCCAGCUGCUCCAGAGGUAGAACCUGUUCCUGAAGGUGCUCCGGAGGUAGAAACUGUUCCUGAAGAGGUCCCAGCUGCUACAGAGGUAGAACCUGUUCCUGAAGGUGCCCCGGAGGUAGAAACUGUUCCUGAAGAGGUCCCAGCUGCUACAGAGGUUGAGCCUGCUCCUGAAGAGGCUCCGACUGCUUUCGAGGAAGAGCCUGGGGAAACUAUUACAGUUCUCCCUGUCGAAGAAGCUGCUAAAGAGGAAGAGGCUGCUCCGGUUCCUCCUGAGGAAGAGGAAGCUCUUCCGGUUGUUCCUGAGGAAGAACCUUCCACUGAAGAGGCACCAACUGCCCCAGAGGAAGAACUUGUCUCAGCUGCCCCAGAAGAGCAGCCAGUGCCUGAAGAGGUCCCUUCUGCCCUCCCCACAGAGGCCCCUGUCCCACCCACAGAAGAUCAAACCGAAGCCUACGCUGCCCCUCCAGACACUUCUGUUCUUCCCCCAGAGGCAAAAACAGAGGCACCUCCACCUAAAGUGAUCCCCAUAUGCGUGCCUGCUGCAGAGCCUGACUCCUCCACAAACAGCCCUGACGAGGUCGGGGCAACAGUCAUUCUGUUGGAGGAAAAACCUGCAGGUGUUAGCAGGGGCCUGGUCCUCGGCGCUGUAUUUGGUCUGCUGGUGUCUCUGAUCGCAGUGGGCUCGGCAGGGAAGGUGGUAUCAAGGAAGGUGGGCAGAUACACGUAA